AUUUUGAUAAACCUGCAAAAAAUGAUCAUGAAAAAAGACUCAAAGGCAAAGUUUUUAAAUAUUUUCUUUAUGAACUAGCAAGUCAUAAUAGAAUAAUUAUUGAAAUAAACCAAACUUUCAUUUCUUUUUCUAAAAAAAUUUAUAAAAAAUUAUCUGAUGGAUGUGCAGAUCUUCAUGGUCAAUAUCGAGAAUUAUAUUGGUUCGCACAAUAUAAAUACAAAAGUGAAAAUUAUGAAAUCUAUGUAUCAGAAAUCAGAGAAUUUUUGAAUAUUGCAAAAAGAAAACCAAAUUAUCAUAUUGCAUUUUUUGUUUCUAAUGUAAAAUUAACUGAUUAUGCAAUCAAUAAAUUAGAAAAUUAUACUGGUGAUAAAGAUAAAAUUUGUAUUUGUUUAAUUAAAGAUUUUAUUUCAAAAGUUCAUGAAUAUGAAAAAAUACUUGUAAAUAAUAAGAUUAAAUUAGAACAAGAAAAAACUAAAUGUUUAGAAUAUGAAAUAGAAAAUAGAAUCUUAAAAAAUUAUAAUGAAAAAUUAGAAAAUACAAUUAAAGAACUAGAAAAAUACUUGAUGAUAUUAAAAAUCAAAAUAAUUUAA
Molecule: messenger RNA, 590 nt
Organism: Cetraspora pellucida
Lineage: Eukaryota; Fungi; Glomeromycota; Glomeromycetes; Diversisporales; Gigasporaceae
Source: the annotation of a GenBank genome assembly